AUGUCCGAUAAUGAAUUCCUAGACGAUGAUCAUCCUUUUCUAGGAGAUGGAGAUGCUGAUGCAAUAGAUGAGGCGUACAUGGUGUGGCUGAUGUGGAUGACAAAUGAGAAUGUUGGCCGUCGAUACCCUAUGCCCCAACACAAUAUUGGCCUUCGGGGGGAUCAAUAUAUCCAGGGGGUUUUGAAUGGGAACCCUCGGACUUGCAUUGAAAUGUUUCGCAUGGAAGUUACCGCAUUCGAGUAUAUAUGUCAAGUCUUGUGGGAAACAUUGAUAAUGGAGCCUACUGAGAGAACCGAGUUGGAGAAAUCAUUGGCCAUCUUCUGCCUUAUUGUUGGCCAUGGACAAGGUCAACGUGUCGUUGCGGACCGCUUUCAACAUUCAACUGAGACUAUUAACCGGCAUGUAAAGACAGUGACGCGAGCACUGCAUGAGUUAGGGAGGAGUGUGAUUAGGCCUACACACACAGUUGGGGUCCAUCCAUACAUUGCAUCCAAUCGGCAUAAUUAUUCAUGGUUUCAGAACUGUCUUGGGGCAAUGAACGAUACAAUGAUCUCAGUUGCUGCACCCGCUCGUCUAGGUAACGCAUAUAGAAAUCGACAUGGCCGGAUUGCACAAAAUGUCUUGUGUGUAUGUGACUUUGAUAUGAAGUUCACAUAUGUGUAUACUGGAUGGGAGGGAACAGCCCACGAUGCACGGAUUUUCAUGGAUGCGUUGAGUAGGCCUGAUAACCAAUUUACUUGGUCAGCACCAGGUUAUUAUUAUCUUGUCGAUGCGACUUUUCCUUGUAUUGAAAUGUUUAUGCCGCCUUAUCCAAGAGAAAGAUAUCACCAAUCAGAUAGUUAUAAUGAAGAUGGUUUUUGGGGAUAUAAAGAUUAUUUCAACUACCGACAUUCCUCGUUACGAAACGUUAUUGAACACACAUUCUCUUUGUUGAAAAGGAGGUUUCGAAUUUUGUAUGCCAUGCCUCCCUAUCGCCCUAAUAUGGCUACUGAAAUUGAAUCAGGGGAAACAUCUCAUGUGGUCGACAUGUCCAGUGAAUCGGCCCAAGCAAUGGGGACAAUGAGGGAUGCAAUUGCUUUACCGAUGUGGGCACAUAGAUUUGGCCAAUGA
Messenger RNA from Carya illinoinensis, 1110 nucleotides. RefSeq names its product putative nuclease HARBI1. The record is from RefSeq and is a predicted model, not a curated record. NCBI's taxonomy places the organism in Eukaryota, Viridiplantae, Streptophyta, Magnoliopsida, Fagales, Juglandaceae. The coding region runs from base 1 to 1110 and encodes 369 amino acids. The transcript has 4 exons.